GUGAGCCCAUAAUCGAGUAAUUCGCUAAUCCCUGCCCUUCUCAGUCUCCUCACCGCCGCCCACGCCAAGAUGCUGGCAGCCCUGCCGGAGGACAUGCCUACCACCGCAACCACGAGUGGCGAUGUCGAAGUCCAAGGUCCACCGAUCUGGGUGUCUACCAAGGGUGCCACAACGAUUGAUGGCAGCGUGAUGCCUGUCGAGACAACGGUUAGGUCGUCGUCGGUGGUGGCGCAGACGGCAGUUUCGUCCGAUUCCGCUCUCCCCGCCACCCGCCCAAGGACAAGCGCAGGAAGCUUUUCAAGAGGCGCGACAAGUAGCACAGCUUCUAGUGUUUCCGGAAUUGUGGCCUCUGCUUCCCGGUCCAGCUCCACGGCUCCACCCUCAACCUCUGCGCCGGUCUCGUCUGCCACUUCUGGCGCAUUGCGAGCGGCGCCCGGCAUCAUCCUUACCGUCUUGACAGCCGCAUUCUUUAUCUAAUCAGACAUGUCCUUCAUACUGUACAACCUCUAC
Messenger RNA from Cutaneotrichosporon oleaginosum, 510 nucleotides. RefSeq lists its product as uncharacterized. The record is from RefSeq and is a predicted model, not a curated record. Lineage: Eukaryota; Fungi; Basidiomycota; Tremellomycetes; Trichosporonales; Trichosporonaceae.